This is a messenger RNA of Bombus impatiens (common eastern bumble bee), 1031 nucleotides long. Its product is annotated as mitochondrial GTPase 1. The record is from RefSeq and is a predicted model, not a curated record. NCBI's taxonomy places the organism in Eukaryota, Metazoa, Arthropoda, Insecta, Hymenoptera, Apidae. Gene Ontology annotation, cellular component: mitochondrion. The transcript has a single exon. Gene Ontology annotation, molecular function: GTP binding; GTPase activity. Bases 32 to 1000 code for a protein of 322 amino acids.
GGGAGAAUUGUAUAGGUUAAGAAGUUUCAAAAUGAUGAGUCCAGGUAAUGUAACACCCAAAUUUCGUGAUAUUUUCAACAUACCAACAAAAGAUAUAUUAAGAUGGUUCCCUGGACAUAUGGGUAAAGGCUUAAAAAACAUGCAAAAACAGUUAAAAAACGUAGAUUGUAUCAUUGAAGUUCAUGAUGCAAGAAUUCCAGUUUCUGGGCAUUAUGCAGAUUACAGCAAUACAUUGACUGGAUUAAAACCUCAUAUUUUUGUAUUAAACAAAAUGGAUUUAGCUGAUAUGAAAUUUAAGAACUCUAUAGUGGAAAAUUUAAAUCAAAAGGGAUUAUCUAACAUAUUAUUUACUAGUUUUAGAAAUGUAAAAUGUGAAGGUGCUAAAGAAUUAUUACCUUUAGCACAAAAAUUAAUUAAGGAAUCAAAUCGCCAUAACAGAGCACAUGAGUCUUCAUUUCAAAUAAUGAUCAUUGGCGUUCCUAAUGUAGGGAAAUCAUCACUUAUCAAUCGUUUAAGAAAUAAUAUUCUUCGUAAAAGUAGUGCUGUGCCAGUUGGCGGUAUUGCUGGCAUUACACGAUCUGUAUCAACACGAGUGAAAGUAUCAGAAAAACCAGAUAUCUAUGUUUUAGAUACACCAGGAAUUUUAACUCCCAAAGUAGAUAAUAUGCAUACAGGCUUAAAAUUAGCAUUAGUUGGUUGUAUGCAAGAUCAUUUAAUAGGUCCAGAAAUAUUGGCAGACUUUUUAUUAUUUUGGCUAAAUAAACAGAAACGAUUUGAAUAUGUUGAAAAAUUAGAACUAAGAGAACCACAUGAUAAUAUAUCAUACAUUCUUACAUAUAUUGCAGCAAAAUUAAAAAAGACUUUAAGAAUAAAGAAUUAUGAUGGUAAAAUAAUUAUAAAGCCAGACUUAAGGUUUGCAGCAGAACAUUUUCUUUCUUUAUUCAGAAAAGGAGAAUUAGGCUAUUAUUGUUUAGAUGAAGAUUUAUUACUGUCAAAAUGAAAUUUAAAUAUAAAAUAUAUAAUUACAAACA